Messenger RNA from Erigeron canadensis, 1170 nucleotides. Its product is annotated as GDSL esterase/lipase EXL3-like. Bases 1 to 1089 code for a protein of 362 amino acids. Gene Ontology annotation, molecular function: hydrolase activity, acting on ester bonds. Gene Ontology annotation, cellular component: extracellular region. NCBI's taxonomy places the organism in Eukaryota, Viridiplantae, Streptophyta, Magnoliopsida, Asterales, Asteraceae. The transcript is spliced from 5 exons. The record is from RefSeq and is a predicted model, not a curated record.
AUGGAGUCUCUAAAUUUUAUCAAACCUUCACUCAUCAUUAUUUCCUUGAUCUCUCUUUAUUUUUUUGGCGAUCAUGGUUGCGCAAGGAUGAUCACGCUACCGCCAAAUGUUACUGUCCCGGCUGUUAUAGCGUUUGGAGACUCGAUAGUGGAUCAAGGGGCUAACAACAAUAUAAAUACUCUAAUCAAAGCUAACUUUGCUCCCUAUGGAAAAGAUUUUGCGGGUGGAAAACCAACAGGAAGAUUUUCCAAUAAUAAAACCCCGGCGGACUUAAUAGUUGAACAACUGGGAAUAAAAGAGCUAUUGCCGGCAUAUCUUGAUCCAUCCCUUGAUGAUAAAGAGCUACUAACCGGUGUAAGCUUUGCUUCUGGCGCCUCAGGAUUUGAUCCCCAAACUCCCAUGAUAUUGGCUGUUUUGUCAUUAACAGAUCAAUUGAAACAAUUUAAGGAAUACAUCGAGAAAGUGAAGGUUAUAGUCGGAGAAGAAGGAACAAAAUACAUAUUAGCAAAUAGCAUAUUCUUAGUGGUCGCAGGUACCGACGAUCUCGCUAAUACUUACUUCACUGUUGGCCUCCGAAGAUUACAAUACGAUAUUCCAACUUAUGCCAAUCUUAUUGUGUCAUUCGCUUCUAAAUUUAUACAGGAUAUAUACAAACUUGGAGCAAGAAGAAUAGGGGUCUUUAAUGCGCCGCCAAUAGGAUGUUUACCAGCACAAAGAACUCUUGCUGGUGGAGGACUUAGAGUGUGUUCAGAACAGUACAAUCAAGCAGCUCAAAUAUAUAACAACAAGCUGCAACCAGAAAUUGAAUACCUCAACAAAACUCUGGCCCAAUCAAGGAUUGUCUAUAUUGAUAUAUACAACCCUUUGUUUGCUAUUAUUCAAAAUCCCCUCCUAUACGGACUAGAAGUUGUGGACAGGGGCUGUUGUGGCACUGGAAACAUAGAGGUUGCUGUUUUAUGCAAUCAAUUGGUGCCUACAUGUCCAGAUGAUUCAAAAUAUCUUUUUUGGGACAGUGCUCAUCCUACAGAUAAAGGAUACAACAUACUUACAAAUCAAAUUGUAGGAAAAUACAUAAAUGAUUUCUUUUGAAACUAUAUAAAUGUUCAUUGGUAUGCGCCCUAAGAGAGUUAUAUAUGUUUAAAAAGUUGUUUUUUUGUGUGUGAUAAAAAA